This is a messenger RNA of Talaromyces atroroseus, 687 nucleotides long. RefSeq lists its product as hypothetical. The transcript has a single exon. Gene Ontology annotation, biological process: mycotoxin biosynthetic process. Bases 1 to 687 code for a protein of 228 amino acids. The record is from RefSeq and is a predicted model, not a curated record. Lineage: Eukaryota; Fungi; Ascomycota; Eurotiomycetes; Eurotiales; Trichocomaceae.
AUGGCUUUGGUAGCACCUCUGCUGGAGCAAAUUGACAUCCCGCUUGUUGUCAAAAAGAUGAACGCAACGCUCCUAGACACCUCCAUCUGGAGACAGCCGCCCUCACCCGAGGUUGACGCCGCGUGGAAUCGCAUCCAGACCCGAGAAGCAGUGGUCAUCAGUCGGGAAGACGUGUUGGCGAUGGGAAAAGACCCCGCGGACGCCGUGAAGUGGCCCGAAUCAUUCGGAUUCGGCGCGGACGCAUACGUAGCCAAGCUCGACGUGCUGCAUCAGAUUCACUGCCUGAACACGCUUCGAAUGAACCUGCGCAACAACUUUGACUACUACUACGGCGCCGAAUUCCCCAGCGGCAUGCCCACCGACGCCUUUCAUGAUCUUCACGUCACUCACUGCGUGCACGUCCUGCUCGAGAACCUCAUGUGCUCCGGCAAUGUGGACCUGUACACGCACACCUGGAUCGAUGCGCAGACGCAUCCAUACGCAGAUUUCAACAUCAAUCAUACGUGUCGCGACUUCGACGCCAUUCUAGCAUGGCAGGAUGAACACGCCGUGCCGAUGGAGAAAAUCUCCGAGGUGACAAGGCCCGAUGAUUACAAGGUGCAUGUCAUGAACCAUGAAUUCAAGGAGAUAAUGCACUGGUAUGACGAUCACCCAGAUGAUGGUGUACAAGGGGGGGAAACAGGAUAA